Plenodomus lingam JN3 is the source of this 1050-nucleotide messenger RNA. RefSeq lists its product as uncharacterized. The record is from RefSeq and is a predicted model, not a curated record. Gene Ontology annotation, biological process: protein complex oligomerization; response to salt stress; protein folding. Lineage: Eukaryota; Fungi; Ascomycota; Dothideomycetes; Pleosporales; Leptosphaeriaceae.
AUGCCGCCUGUCACGUACAUGAACCCAUCUACUCCCUUUCAUGAUUUCCUUGCUAGUUUUGAGCAGCAAGGAUCUCAGUGCCCGUUGUUCUCUCAGACCUGCGAGACGGGGAACCAACACGGACACGAACCAGAACCCAGCGGUCACUCGAUCCCUCAAGCACCCUUCACUCCUUGCACUUGGGAUCACUUCCCCGGUGGUCCCUUUGAGAUGCCCCGCCGUGGACCUCCUCAGAGGCCAUCUGAAAAUCACCGCGAUAAUGAGGGCAAAGCCGAAAAAGUGCACGAGGAGAAGAGCGGCGACAAGAACGUCGAAAUGAACAACGACAACGCCUACGAUAACGAUAAUGGAGAAGGACCGUCCUGCAAGUCUGAAUUUGACAAUGAAGGUGGGCGCAGUAACCGCUAUGGCCAAAGUUGGUCCAGUGGCUUUGAUCCUCGUCACAAUGGACAUCGCCGUGGACCCCAUUGCCACGGCCCAGGUCCCCAUGGACAUCAUCAUGGCGGCCGUAGAUCCUGGGACCAUCGCAGUCGUCACGGCCCACGGGCCAACAUCACCAGCGACUGGGCUCCCUUCGAUGCUGCCUUCAACUGUGCUUCCCCAGACCCCUCCAGUAUCGCCACACAUUUCUGGAAUCUUUUCAAUAACGGCCAUACCGCUAACACCAACAAUAAACAUACACCUGACACCACCGAAGAUCACUGCCCAGACGCAGACGUCUUCAAUACCGACACGGCUUUCGUUGUCCACAUAUCUCUCCCUGGCGCAAAGAAGGAGGAUGUUGGCGUCAAUUGGGAUGCAGACAAGGGCGAGCUUUCCGUCGCUGGUGUAAUCUACCGCCCAGGCGAUGAGGAGUUCAUCAAGACGCUUGCAGUAGAGGAGAGGAAGGUUGGGCCGUUUGAGCGCAAGAUUAGAUUGGGGACGGGUGCGAGUCCUGCACAUGUUGAUGUUGAUGGUAUUACGGCCAAGUUGGAGGAUGGUGUGUUGAGGGUGGAGGUUCCCAAGUUGGACAGCGGGUAUGUGGAUGUUCGCAAGGUUGAUGUCGAGUAA